Contarinia nasturtii (swede midge) is the source of this 1698-nucleotide messenger RNA. Its product is annotated as netrin receptor unc-5-like. Lineage: Eukaryota; Metazoa; Arthropoda; Insecta; Diptera; Cecidomyiidae. The annotation marks the transcript as partial. The record is from RefSeq and is a predicted model, not a curated record. The transcript is spliced from 3 exons.
GAUAUUCCGUGGCUUGAUUUGCCUGUUUGCCGAUGAUAAAUUGGGGAUAUGGAAACAUAUGUGCGAUGAUACGUGGGUAAUGCGGCUACCAUUGUGAGCAUCGUGCAAAAUAUAAAAAUAAAACGGCAACGAAUCAAGCUUCAAUGAUAUAAGUUAUCUCAUGGUUUAAAAGCAUUGCACCUUGCUUUAUUUGCUGCUGACGUAUUGUUUUUCUUUUUGUGCUCGUCGUCAAUUGCCAAGCAAACAUUUUAAAAGUAAAUAAAGCACAAAUUCAACGUAACUGAAUUCAAAUAAAGUAUCAAGCUGAAAUAACAAUCGAAAUCUUAAAUCCCAAACUAUACACAUCGGAUCGCGCGCUGAAUUUUUUUUUAUUUCAACGAGCAUCAAUACACCCGCAGCAACUUCGUUUCACUUGGUCGAUUCGACAAUAUUUAUUUUUUUUUUUGCAUUCAUUCAGUUUGGCCGCAUUUGCUACUGCAAAAAAGACCCUUUGUUUUUAGUUCAGCUAUCAAAUUAAAUAUUGGCCCCGGUUCAACAGAGCAAACUCCGCAGAAUAAAAAAAAGACGGGUAGCCAAAAUACGUUCCAACAAAACAAACAGAGCACACAAAUUUUGGUGCGUGGCAAAAAAGACAAGUAAAUCCCACAUUUGCAUUGAUAUAGACAAAAGAUACAUACCGAUCCAACUCAAGAGUGAAUAUACACCGUAUGUGUGUGUGUGUGUUCAAAUGAGCGGUCUAAGCCAGAAUCGGCGAUAAAAAUUAAUUGGCCGUGAACGAUGCAAAUUAUGUUAACACACCACCACCACAGUCGUUGUUAUUAUUAUUAUAGCCAUUAUUGUUUGAAUAGAGCGAUUUCCGAACGUCGAACGUCAUAGAAAUGUGCAAGCCUACACAGUUUGUUAUUAUGUCUUUAGUGUUGUUUAUGACAGUGCUGCUCAUUGGCGCUGUGUCCAAUGAGUCAGUGAAUAAGGAUAAAUCAGUAUUGCCAUCGAUUCCACCACCAUUACCAUCAUCAAGCGUUCCAGUUGCAUCGGUGGCGGCAGCGCCGGCAAUACCAUUGUCACCAGCGCACGGAAUCAUUGCCGAUCACAUGGAUUUGCCAACGAAAUUUGGCGACGAAGACGAUGUGAUUGAGGGAAAAGCAGCAGCCGAAAAGAAAGCAUCCGUAAAUGCUGGCAUUGGUUCGUCUGCCAGCCGAAAUGAUGACGAUGACGAACAUUACGAUGAAGAUGAUGAUUUCUUAAGUCGUCACAUUUCUGAUAAAAGUAGAAGUGGCGGAUCACAUCAUCGCGACAACGACGAAUCAGAAGUUGAUUAUGACGACAGCGAUUUGGGACCGACAUUGGAUAAUUUCGGUGCAAAAUUGGAUGGAAGCGAUGCAGGCAAUGAAUUGCCAAUAUUUUUAGAGGAACCACAAAAUGCUUAUGCCGUUCGAAAUCGAGCCGCUACGUUAAAAUGCAAAGCAGCCCAUGCAUUAGAGCUUACGUUCAAAUGCAGUGGCAGUUCACAUCCACCACCAUCACAAUUAGAUUCACAUGUGGAUCCACAUACUGGAGUUUCAUUACGGGAAGUGACCGCCACUAUAUCGAAAGAUUUAGUGUACGAAUAUUUCGGCAAGUCACCGUUUAAAUGUGAUUGUCAUGCGUGGUCACCGCGUGGAAAGGCAAAAAGCCAGUCGGCUACCAUUGAAGUUGCAU